Haliotis rubra (blacklip abalone) is the source of this 1576-nucleotide messenger RNA. RefSeq names its product phenylethanolamine N-methyltransferase-like. The transcript has 4 exons. Gene Ontology annotation, cellular component: cytosol. The record is from RefSeq and is a predicted model, not a curated record. Gene Ontology annotation, molecular function: N-methyltransferase activity. Lineage: Eukaryota; Metazoa; Mollusca; Gastropoda; Lepetellida; Haliotidae. The coding region runs from base 129 to 917 and encodes 262 amino acids.
UAUCACAUUGCAUAGACCGAGGUGACUGAAUAAAAGUACCGUCAUCACAUUACUCGAGAAGUUGUCUGUAGCCUGUAGUUCGGGUGUAUCAUAGCAGGCGGUGUACGACAGACGACGAAUCACGCACUAUGAACAAGGAGAAGUUUGGACGAGAGGACUAUCUGAAAUAUUUUGAUCCAGUUGCCUUCCUGAAGAUGUAUCACUCUGACAUUAAAGGCAACCAAGAUGAAGGGGACCUGAUGCCAUGGAAAAUGAAGAAUCUCCAUGACGUUUUCGCAGAAGGUAAGUUGACAGGCCGUCGACUGCUCGACAUCGGAACAGGCCCUACAAUCCACUCGGUGAUCAGCGCCUCCAACUACUGCGACACCGUCUACCUGUCCGACUUCACCCCCCAGAACAGGGAAACGCUGAGGAAAUGGCUGGAUGGGAGUCUGCAGCACAGUUUCAAGAGUUUCUUCCAGUAUGUGGUCGACAAGGAAGGGAAAGGGACUUCACCCUCUUGUCGGGAAGAAGAACUGAGGAAGAAGAUAUGUGGCAUACUGCCAAUAGAUCUCCUGCUGGAAGAACCACUGGCGCCUUGUUACUUUCCAAGGUUCGACAUGGUAACAACAUCAUUUUGUCUCGAUGCCGUUGCCCUGGACCACGUCGACUAUGGUCUUGCAGCCCAGAAGAUAACAAAUAUGUUGAAGAUAGGAGGUCAUCUAGUUGUAUGCGGACUUCAUGGGAGUUGUGGUUUCAAAGUCGGCGAGCAUGUGUUCAGGAGCUGCCAUGUCUCUGUUGAACAGGUGAAAGACACGUGGACACGCUGCGGGUUUGAUAUUGUAGACUGGAGGGAACAGGAAUCGGACAAGACCAGACGCAACACCGUGUCUACCUUUGAUGGCGUCUUUGUCAUGGUAGCUAAGAGGGUGCGUUAAGGAUACUUACUGUUCAUUUUUAUUGGUUUGUAUUUCAAAAUCGUUCUCAGAAACUGAAAUUGGCCUGUACAUAUACGACUCUGGACCAGACAAGCCAAUGACAGAUAUUAUAAUAUUCAGUGCUCGAUUUAUGUCAUUCGUGACAAACUUGAGACAUUCCGGAAAGUGGGCGAGUGAUGAUGAUGGAUUUCCUGAACGGAGUUAUAUUUUUUUCUUUCUUUCUUGUUUCACUAUUUUGUAUCCGGAUACAAUUUUGAAAAUAUGUUUGUUACGCCAUCAGUUCAAAUCUAAAACAAAAAAAUCAAAAAUAUGGUAUUUUUCAAUGCAAAAUCCAAAACAACAGUUCAAUAAUAGAAACACCAUCAUCACGCAGCUGGUGUAGACUGUAACAUUUCGUUAAAGGAGAAUUUAUUUUAUAUUACAAACAUCUAAAGCAUAUAACAACUAAACCUUUUGGUCCACUAGUCAAGAAUUCCACAGAGGUUUUAGUAACCAUUUACAUAUAUAUUAGAUUAUAUCCAACUUUGGAAUUCGAAAGUUCGCGCCGUGCUGCUUUUCCCGGAAAGCCAGCAUCUACAGAACUGUCAAACCGCAAUGGUGGUGCGGUAGUAGUUUAUUCUGUUCAAUAAAUGUACAUCAAUAAAAGGUUUGGGCAGAUA